CACGAACUUAAAUGAACAAAUCUCACUUAAAAACUCGUGCUUAAGUCUCCAGUUUACUCCCGUCACGUCUGUUGUCGUGGAUAUGAUAUUGUGUUGUGUUGACAUCAUUUUAGUGUGCUAGUGUUAAGUUCAAGUGACGUAUUUAGGGGUUAAUUGUAUUUGGGCAGGACGCUGUGCUGGGCCAUCAUCAGCUGCUGCCAGGAACUGUUCUCACAGAGUAAUGGAAAUAGUAAAUACCAUCACCUAAUGACGGUUGGGAAAGCAGUUGAGUUGGACGGAGCAAGUGACAGAGAAUAGAUCGCCCGCCAUCACCAAGCCGCCACCAUGGAUGACGCCCAUUGCUACCCCUUCGAGGACAUUCUGCAGAAAUUCGGUGUGAAAGAGGAAUCCGGCCUUACUGACGCCCAGGUCAAGGACUACCAGGCGAAAUAUGGCCCCAACGAAUUACCGGCAGAAGAGGGCAAGUCACUCCUACAGCUCAUUCUGGAGCAGUUUGAUGACUUGCUUGUUAAAAUCCUCCUGCUCGCCGCUAUCAUCUCUUUCGUCCUGGCCUGCUUCGAGGAGGGAGAGGAGACCGUCACCGCCUUCGUCGAGCCCUUCGUCAUCUUGCUGAUCCUGAUCGCUAACGCCAUCGUCGGCGUGUGGCAGGAGCGGAAUGCGGAGUCGGCCAUCGAAGCCUUGAAAGAGUAUGAGCCAGAGAUGGGCAAAGUGGUGCGUGCCAACAAGGCCGGCGUGCAGAAGAUCCGUGCCAGGGAGAUUGUGCCUGGAGACAUGGUUGAAAUCUCCGUUGGUGACAAGAUUCCCGCAGAUCUUCGUCUGGUCAGGAUCUUUUCCACGACCCUCCGUAUCGACCAGUCCAUCCUGACUGGAGAGUCCGUUUCCGUCAUCAAGCACACCGAUGCCAUUCCCGACCCCAAGGCCGUUAACCAGGACAAGAAGAACAUCUUGUUCUCUGGCACUAAUGUUUCUGCUGGCAAGGCUCGUGGUGUUGUCAUUGGCACUGGUCUCGCAACUGCUAUUGGUAAGAUCCGUACCCAGAUGGCUGAGACUGAGGAAAUCAAGACGCCCCUUCAACAGAAACUUGAUGAGUUUGGUGAGCAGCUGUCCAAGGUUAUCACUCUCAUCUGUAUUGCUGUUUGGGCUAUCAAUAUUGGACACUUCAAUGACCCUGCUCAUGGUGGUUCCUGGAUCAAGGGUGCUAUCUACUACUUCAAAAUUGCUGUUGCUCUCGCUGUGGCGGCCAUCCCCGAAGGUCUGCCCGCCGUCAUCACCACUUGCCUGGCCCUGGGUACCCGCCGUAUGGCCAAGAAGAAUGCCAUUGUCAGGUCUCUUCCCUCUGUAGAAACUCUGGGUUGCACCUCUGUCAUCUGUUCUGACAAGACUGGUACACUCACCACCAACCAGAUGUCUGUCUCUCGCAUGUUCAUCAUGGACAAGGUCGAGGGGAAUGAUUGCUCUCUUUUGGAAUUCGAGAUCACUGGCUCCACCUACGAACCUAUUGGUGAUAUUUACUUGAAAGGUGCUAAGGUUAAGGGCUCUGACUUUGAGGGUCUGCAAGAACUGUCCACCAUCUCUUUCAUGUGUAAUGACUCCUCUGUUGACUUUAAUGAGUUCAAGAAUAUUUUUGAGAAGGUUGGUGAAGCAACUGAGACUGCCCUUAUUGUUCUUGGUGAGAAGAUCAACCCUUACAACAUGUCUAAAACUGGCCUGGAUCGCCGUUCUGCUGCUAUUGUUGCUAAGCAUGAUAUGGAGACAAAAUGGAAGAAGGAAUUCACCCUGGAGUUCUCACGUGACCGCAAAUCCAUGUCAUCAUACUGCGUGCCCCUCAAGCCUACCCGCCUGGGAACUGGACCAAAGAUGUUCAUCAAGGGAGCUCCCGAGGGUGUCCUUGAUCGCUGCACCCAUGUUCGUGUUGGUACUCAGAAGGUCCCUCUCACAGCUGGUGUGAAGGAAAAGAUCCUGGCUGUCACCCGUGACUAUGGUUGUGGUCGUGACACUCUUCGUUGCCUUGGUCUUGCUACAAUUGAUUCUCCUAUGAAGCCUGAAGAUAUGGAUCUUGGAGAGAGUAGCAAGUUCUAUACCUAUGAGGUUAACAUGACCUUUGUUGGUGUUGCUGGUAUGCUUGACCCACCAAGGAAGGAAGUUAGUGACUCGAUCAAGAGAUGUCGUGCUGCUGGUAUUCGUGUCAUUGUCAUUACUGGAGACAACAAGGCCACUGCUGAAGCCAUCUGCCGACGUAUUGGAGUUUUCGGUGAAAAUGAGGACACGACUGGUAUGUCUUAUUCUGGCCGUGAAUUUGAUGAGCUUAGUCCUGCUGAUCAGAGGCUUGCUGUCAUCCGCUCUCGACUGUUCUCUCGGGUGGAGCCCUUCCACAAGUCAAAGAUUGUUGAGUACCUUCAGGGAGAGAAUGAAAUUUCGGCCAUGACUGGUGAUGGUGUCAAUGAUGCUCCUGCUUUGAAGAAAGCCGAGAUUGGUAUUGCUAUGGGCUCAGGCACAGCUGUAGCAAAGUCUGCUUCUGAGAUGGUGUUAGCCGACGACAACUUCUCCUCCAUUGUAGCUGCUGUUGAAGAGGGCCGUGCUAUUUACAACAACAUGAAGCAGUUCAUCCGCUACCUGAUCUCCUCCAACAUUGGUGAGGUUGUUUCCAUUUUCUUGACAGCUGCUCUUGGUCUCCCUGAGGCUCUUAUCCCUGUCCAGCUUCUGUGGGUCAACCUGGUAACUGAUGGCUUGCCUGCCACUGCUCUGGGCUUCAACCCUCCCGAUCUUGACAUCAUGGACAAGCCCCCCCGCAGAGCCGACGAGUCCCUCAUCUCUGGCUGGCUCUUCUUCCGCUACAUGGCCAUUGGUGGCUAUGUAGGAGCUGCUACUGUCUUUGCUGCAUCAUGGUGGUUCAUGUAUGACCCAACUGGCCCACAACUGAACUACUACCAGCUGUCUCACCAUUUGGCCUGCCUGGGUGAUGCUGAGAACUUUGAAGGUCUGGACUGUGGCAUUUUCAGUCACCCUGCUCCUAUGACAAUGGCCUUGUCUGUGCUGGUCACCAUUGAAAUGCUCAAUGCUCUUAACAGCUUGUCUGAGAACCAGUCACUGCUGGUGAUGCCUCCCUGGGUCAACCUCUGGCUGCUGGCGGCUAUGGCCCUGUCCAUGACCCUCCACUUCAUCAUCCUAUACAUUGACAUCCUUGGUACUGUGUUCCAGGUAAUGCCACUGUCUGUGGCCCAAUGGAUUGCUGUCGUGAAGAUUUCCCUGCCCGUUUUGCUGCUGGACGAGACUCUCAAGUUCAUCGCCCGUAAUUACACCGAUGGUGAGAACCCAAUAUUUUCCUGCCAGUGGAUUGUGCUAGCCUGGGCCCUCUAUUUUGCCUACAUCAAGAUUUACUUCUUUUAACCUCAGUCACCACCCUAACAAAAUGCGCUGCCGGGAAUCAGACCCAUAUUAUUUGGAAACUUUACUCUUUGAUGGGAGCAAGAAAAACAUUGUGAUUUGACUUGUGUAGAAUUUUCCCAUUUGGGGAGGUUUGUCAGAACGGCCUCAUCGCUCAUGGAGAUAAUCAACUUUUUUACAAUGUUUUUGUGUGCCACUUUGGCGCUGUUGUGCUCCCCGCUCUCACUGAAAGGUACAAGUGGGACUGGAAGACUCAGGGUGUGUGACAUGAGUCUUGAAAGUCGGACAAGUGUUGUUGCCCCUAAUUACACCACGUGAAUCAGCUAUUGUUGCUGCUGUGGCUGUCAGCUGCCACUGCUGUUUGCUGCUGUUGCCACUGCUGUUGCUUAAGUUAGGGGCAGUGUGAUUGAUGAGUAUAGUGUACAUAUAUAAUGAAAUGCUGAGAGAGUUGACACAAAAUACAAGACACUUGACCACCUGUCCCAAGAUGGUGGUUGAUUGCCAGACCAAAGCACCUCUGGAACUAAAGGCAGACAAUCUAUUGGAUUAGAUAACUGCCCAAGCUCCAUUCAUUUUAUGUUGAGGGCAAAAUCCUGAAAUUGGGAUCAAGACAUCACUAUUUAUAUAAACCUUUUUGAUAGGGUUGUUUGGUAAAUUUACAAACUAAUGAUCUGCAUUAAUGAAAGUGAAUGCAUGCUUGUGGGAUACAUGAUUCUUCUGCAUUCAGAGUAAGGGAAUAGUCAGUUUUUAUAAGUAAUUUUUGAUGAAAUUAUGAAAUGGUAUUUUUAGGGUACAUAUAGUGAGAUGUCUCAAGUAGACAAUUUUUAAAAUUUGUGCCUUCAUUUUAUUUGGUGGCAUCUGGACCCUGCCUCACCCCACCCAACCCUUCCCCCAGCAUGCCAUUGUAUCCUACCAAGAGCAUUUGGAUGGUUCACAUCUUGUAGAUGUACAUUAAAAGUAUUCCCCUGUAGUGUGUAGUGUAAGGUCAUUGCAGUUUGUAAUAACAUGUGGAUAUGUGCAAUGGAUAAUGUAGUUUUUUAUACAUAACUUUCUUGGUGCAUUAUUACAUAUACAGUACAGUGCUCCUGAUUGGUAUCCUUAUUCAUUCCCCCAAAAGCUGAACUCUUCAUUCAUAAUAGUGUUCAAAUAUCCCCUUAAAACUUCAGAAUGUGCAAUUGACAUAUGUAAUAUAUUUUUACUUUGACCGAUAGGUCAUGGUUAUUACAAGAGAACUAGCAAUUAUUUUAUUUUAAUUUUUAUUUUUUCCAUGGAGUACGUAUUUUGUCAGGAGAUCAAUACGAGUAACUGCAAAAUAUAGUUCAAAAACUUUGCCAUCAUUACCCAUUGCAUCCUUGGGACUGUAUACACAAGGAUCCUGUUGAAGACCCUUAUUUAUGGACUGUGAGGUUGAGUUGUUUGCAUGGCAUAAUUGGUUCUUUGACAGAUUUUGGAAUAAAUUCAUUAUAGUUC
Homarus americanus (American lobster) is the source of this 4854-nucleotide messenger RNA. RefSeq names its product calcium-transporting ATPase sarcoplasmic/endoplasmic reticulum type-like. Gene Ontology annotation, molecular function: ATP hydrolysis activity; ATP binding; P-type calcium transporter activity. Gene Ontology annotation, biological process: intracellular calcium ion homeostasis; calcium ion transmembrane transport. Gene Ontology annotation, cellular component: membrane. The record is from RefSeq and is a predicted model, not a curated record. Bases 325 to 3387 code for a protein of 1020 amino acids. The transcript has 10 exons. Lineage: Eukaryota; Metazoa; Arthropoda; Malacostraca; Decapoda; Nephropidae.